Molecule: messenger RNA, 2601 nt
Organism: Aspergillus fijiensis CBS 313.89
Lineage: Eukaryota; Fungi; Ascomycota; Eurotiomycetes; Eurotiales; Aspergillaceae
Product: kinase-like protein
Exons: 5
Coding region: 1-2601 (866 amino acids)
Biological process (GO): autophagy; protein autophosphorylation; peptidyl-serine phosphorylation
Cellular component (GO): cytoplasm; autophagosome
Molecular function (GO): protein serine/threonine kinase activity; ATP binding
Source: RefSeq, a predicted model, not a curated record
AUGUCCAUUUCGUCGUCGCAAUAUGCCGACUUGCUACACCUGGUGCAAGGGAAUCCAGAACUUGCUGAUAAGAUUAGAACCUUGCGAUUGGGCUUAGAAGCUGACGACCUGCUCGAACACUUCAAAUACGACGCCGUGAUUGACCAGAAUUGCACCACCCAUACCGAAUACGAGCGAAAUGGCAGUCACGCUAUCCGCAUCGUGAAGAGGAAAUGGUACCGCCGCCCCGACCCCAUAGGAUGGGGGAUAUACGGCAAGGUCUGGCUGGAGAGUGAUGAGGCCAACAAUCGUCGGGCAGUCAAGGUCGUGCAAAAGGACUUGAUGGAACGCGAUAGCAUCGACUACAAGAGGGAGAUUCUCGCACUGGCCAAGUUUUCCAAACCGCAGUACCAACAGCAGGAGGUCCUGGUCAGCUUUCUGGGCUGGUUGGAAGACCCCUCCAACCUUUAUCUUUAUAUGGAGUUCUUCCCACUAGGUGAUCUCGAAAGCCACAUAUCCGAGUCCAUCCCCGAGGAAGAGGUCAAGGAUAUCACCACCAAUCUCCUUAAUGGCCUACGUAUCAUCCACGCUGAGCAGUUCACCCACCGCGACCUCAAACCCCGGCAACAUCUUCGUGGCCCGAAAGCCCCCGGUCGCCCGAUGGUGGCCCUUUACACUUCCAUCGGCACCCCGAAGUACACUGCUCCAGAGGUGAGCGGAGAUCUGGAUACCGACGAACCAACAUCAAUCUAUGAUAACGCAGCCGACAUGUGGUCUUUGGGCUGCGUGGUAUUCAGGAUCGCUACUCAGCAAGACCCAUUUCCGACGCGUCGAGACGUGCGGAGGUUCUGUGACGGGCGGACACCCUUUCCCGACAGACCACUUCGGGGGAAAAUGUGUCUGGAUGGAGUGGAAUUUGUCAAGGCGCUCAUCUCUCCUUUACCCACCGAGCGUAUAUCUGCAGAGGUCGCUCUGGGUAUGGCUUGGAUUCAAAAUCGAAAUCGGACCACGCUCGUCGCGGCGGAUGAUGAAUGGGUUGACGGAGCGAGCCACAUGUCUACGCCAGGUCGAAGCACGUCGUUCAUUGACUUUGACAAGGCUCCAAAGGACCAGAUAGCAACGACCAGCGACGAAUUUUGUUCUCCGCUGGGUCACCCAAGUUCUGGAACUGGGAAGGUUCCUUCUACUCCCAAGGGGGGAUUAACGAUACGAAGCGGCAAAACCCAGGCUCAGCCGACUCGCCGAAGACCUGAACUGCCAGAAGCUCGUACUGCUGAGCCUACUUUACCCUCUUCACGAAGCCCUUUUUCUCUGAGUCAUACAGACCCUCCAAGGCAUAAGAUAUCAAACUCGAGGGGCAAAGUUCCGUCCCAGCAGCAUCAUUCAAAACCCGAUUCCGCGUCUGCGCAGGCCCUUCGUCGUAGCCCCGCGGUUUUUGAGGAACAUAAAGCAAAGCGGUCUCACGCCGCAGGACAAACCAGAAAUCCGCAACAAGAUGACAGGUCAGAGGUUGCAGGUGCGUCCUCCGAGAUAGUCUCUCCUCAGGGGCAUUCUGGCACUCUACGAGAUGGGAAGGUCACUUCUACGAGACAGCCAGGACGAAGGCAAAGGUAUCCUGCCAAGCAGUCUUCACAGUCCGAACGGUCCGAAUUACCAGAGCCCAUUCUGUCCGGUGUCGAGGGCCACACAAGCGUCUUCAAGGCGCAUGUGGUGCCGGAGAACCACACGUUGAACAUAAUCGCCAUCCAUGGUAUGGAGAACACGGCAGACGGAGCCUGGACUCACAUUGAUGGCGGGGUUGAAGUCAACUGGCUUACACAUCCCGACAUGCUUCCCAAAGCCUUGCCCACGGCCAGCAUAUACACAUUUGAGUGGAGAAUGCCUUUCGGUAGCGGAAUCAUAAGCGGAGUGCUAUGGCGCCGUGGGUUUGAGCUCAGGCAUAAGUGGCAGGAGGCGCUGACUCGGACACCAAAACCCACGGUUGUCAUUGCUUGUGACUUUGGUGGGCUAGUGCUGGCCAGUGCUCUCGCCCAAGCCGAAGGCAGGCGCGACGCACAAGCAUGGCUACUGGACUCCCUACGAGGCCUGGUUUUUCUCGGGACUCCGUUCCGCGGAGCCGAUGACGAAGGGCUAAAGCGAUGGGAGGCCUACCACUCCCACAUCGUGCAGUUGUGUCAGGCGAAGUCUGACUUAUCAGCCCUCGACUGGUUGAGCCGAGGGCGACUGAUCAACAUUCUGAGCAUUGUCCACACGCCCUUUCUCAAAGAAAUCUGCCAAGGCUUGGAGAGGGCAAUCACCAACCACAACCGCACCAUCCCCACCGUUUGUUACUACGAGAUUCACGACACCAAGUUCAAACGGAACCCACUCACGUUCAAGCGGCCGGCCAAGCCGGGCGUGCUGGUCGAAUCCACCGACGCCUGGCCCGGCAUCACCUCCGUCCACCAGGCGGGCCUACCCACUGAUCACCGCGGGCUGAAUAAAUUUGCCGGCCCACAUGAUCCCAGCUAUCGCAAGCUACGAGAUCAGAUUCUCGCUUUUGUGGGGGAUACCGUGCCGCGGACUCUGCCCUCGGAGCGGGACUAUGAUGACGUUCAUGUGGAGGAGUAUGCGGCUCGGUAG